Messenger RNA from Passer domesticus (house sparrow), 3307 nucleotides. Its product is annotated as transmembrane protein 180-like. The record is from RefSeq and is a predicted model, not a curated record. NCBI's taxonomy places the organism in Eukaryota, Metazoa, Chordata, Aves, Passeriformes, Passeridae. The transcript has 7 exons. The coding region runs from base 930 to 2333 and encodes 467 amino acids.
CAGAGUACAUCUCACUGGCCCGAACAGCUUGUUCUUUUCGGCCUCUGAGUUAUUAAGACAGCUGUAACCACUAGAAAUUUCUGAAACCGAUCUGCCUUCUGUGAGUCACAAAAUGUUCACCAGCGCUUUAACCUGCUCAAUAUAAAGGCUGACUAUUAAGAAGAGGGAGGGGAUGCUCGUGCAUGAUUUCAUUGUAGUGCUAUUAAAGGGAACAUCUGGGGAAGGAAGUGUGGUACCUCAACUUCUAAUUGAACCUAUUUCAUAAACAAGGUGCACGACUAGAUGUACCAAUUAGGGUAGAGUUGUGUCAGAUCCUGCAUAGUACAAUUACUCAUGGUACUAGAGACCAGUUUGUGCAUAGUUAGGAGAUUUUUGUUGAAGAAAUUUCAAAUAGCUUUCAGAUUUUCUGAGGGGACCAUUUUUUAUUUCUGUCAGAAGGAAUCGAGCCAAACAGUUUAGAAAUGACUGCUGGUAAUGUUAGUGUGAAGCACUUUUAUUCUUAGUGAUUGUGGAAUUUGAAGGAAAGUAAAAUUUCCCAAUUCUCCAUUUGGAAAGCCUGUGCAGGGUGCUCCAGGUAGAAAUAGAGGUGAAAUGUCUACCUUUCCAAAAGCCCUAAUAUCCACUAUAUAAAUAAUUUCAUUAAGUAUAUUUGUGAAGGCUCUAAAGAGCAAAUGUGACACUUGCCAAUAACAUACUCAUUGUAAUGACUUUCAUAUUAAUAUCAAACUUAUUUUUAAAAAUAAACAUUUCAAUUGUACAUCUUUUCAAUAACCUUUUCCUUCAUUUUAGGUUUCUCAGUAAAAGAUUGUGAAACCAAACUUGCUGCAAAGAUGCAAAAGAUGCAAAAAUUUUAUCCCUUGAAAAUGGUAUUGUCUUAACAGGUGUAGAAAAAGAAGUUUGAAGGAAGAAGAGAGCUGUGCUCUUGGAAGAUGAAGAUUCUCUGGGGAAUUCAUGCUAAUGCACUGGCAUAUUCUAUGACUACCUUAGGUGCUGGAAUGAUGAACAGCAUUUUUAAUUUCUACUACGUUAAGCUCUUCGUAAACCGAUACAAAAUUUCAGAAACAGGAUUUCAUGUAGCACAGGUCGUGUUCAUGAUCUGGAACGCCAUCAACGAUCCCCUUUUCGGCUACAUUCAAGACAACUCCCGGCUGAAGUGCUGCGCCAGGCGCCAGUUCUCCAUCUUGUACGGGGCCCCUCUGUACGGCCUGGCCUUCCUGCUGCCAUGGUUCCCCUGGAGGCACUACCAGGAGGGCGACUGGCUCUGCGGCCUGCACCUCGCCGUCGCGCUCUGCGCCUUCGACGGCCUGCUGACCUUCGUGCUGCUGGCGCAGUGCGCGCUCUUCGCCGAGAGCUCCAGCAGGCACGACAGCAGGCUCAGGCUCAUCCAGUACAGCCAGGUGGCCACGCUGCUGGGCUCCAGCAGCGUUCUGUUCUGCGGGCUGGUUUCGGAUAAUAUGGAAAAUUUUGCUUAUUUUCAGGCGUUCGCUGUUCUGGUCGCAGCGCUGGCCACAGCGUGUAUGUGUUGUACAGGUAAAUACAGCACAAGUCAGUAUGAGCAGAGGGACGUUCAUACAGAGGAUGCUAAUCUGGAAAACAGUGAUGGAGCUUUCUCCCUGGCCUCAGUAGUUUCAUUGACCAAACAGAUCAUGACAGAGAAGAACUUCCUGUGUUUUGUAACAAUGAACUUCUUUCAAGUCUUCCACCUAGCCUUCUACAACAAUUUUAUGAUGAUCUUUGCGGAUAAUCUUAUUCCUAAGGAUGUCCUUUCUUCCUCAGUAAGAAGUAUCAUGUAUGGAGCAGGUUUUAUUUGUCCUCAGUGCCUUGUUCUUCUCAGUCAUGCUUCGUUGAAGAAGUUUGGUUAUUACAGAAUCAUCUUGUUUUCCUUUUACUAUGAAGGAGUAGCUGCUGCUGUCAUGUGUCUUCUAGGGCAAGAACACUAUUAUCUGCUGGCAUUUUAUGUCACAACAAACAUGGUAAUUGUACAAGCUUCAUUUAGCUUGUUCAAUUUGCCUUUGGCAGAUAUUGUUGAUGCAGAUUUAAUAAAGCACAAGAGGAGAUUGCCACUUUCCUCUAUGGUUUUUGGUACCAAUGCUUUAUUUACCAAGCCUGCCCAAUCUUUGGCUCCAAUGGUUGUUGUUACAAUACUAAAUCAUUAUGGAUAUUAUAACCUGAAUAAUGUACCUGGUCGUCCUGAUAUAAGCAGGUCAUUUUUAGAUCUGCAUGAUGCCAUGUUCUACCUGGUCUGUCUGGUUCCCCUCUGCAUUGCAGUGCUACAGAUCCUGACCUGGACUCCCUUUUCCAUCCAGAACAGCCACCUGGCAGCUCCACAGUGAAUAUGGAGCCCGUGGUCAGUGCAUCUCCUGCUGAACCACAAGAGAGUUCAGGAAGUUUUUCAUGUGAGAAAGCAAAAUUGCAAGGGUGAAACACAGUUUGAGCUGUUUCAUUCAGUCUCUAUAGACUGGGACUCACAUUCAGCCUUAAUGCUGAGCCUACACAAGUUUUUCCUAGUUCAGUUGCUUUCUGUUAAUGGGUUUUUUCCUUAAUUACUUUAUUUAAAGUAAUUUUUGGUAUAUAAUGAUUCCUGUUAACUCAUUUGAAGAAAGGAUGUGGCAGAUCAGGGAAAGGGAUCCCCACCCAGCACCUGGAAUUCAAGGGAACUGUAUUUUCUCAAGCCUACUGGUGGAUUAAUUUUGCCAUACUGAUAAAAUGGCAGAUCUUUGAAGGUAAUCUGGAAGAUCCCAGUGGACAUCCCUCAUGAAUGGCAGGGAGAUAAAAAUUUAGAUGCUGUCUAGCUGGCCAGUAUCAAGACAGAUCUGACAACUACCGAGGGAAGAUCCAAGAGAAAUUAAUUACUCUCUGAAAGUCUGUGUAAGGCUAAAGCAGAAAAGGAUUCAGAUGCUGUUCAGUGUUGCUCAGUAUGGGAAAAGCUCAGUAAGUCCUCACUGGCUUUCAGAAUCUCUGGUUGGUGGAAGGUCAGUGCAGUUUUCUGGCUUUAAAUGGGAAAAUAAUUUUGAAGGUAUCCUAUAGUUAGUGCCUCAUACAGAAUGUCAUCGUGGCAAGGACUGCAUUAGUCUGUGGAUGUAGGGUUCAGCUCUGGAACAAAUGCAGGCACACACAGUUACUGAACCAAGCUCUGCCUGUUCACUGGUGUUACUUUGGUUACCUCAUUUGGUGUCUGACUAUUUAAGUUAAUUUCUGAAUCAUCAAGUUGAAGUUAGUUAAUUUCUGAUUAAUUCUUAUCAGUUAAGAUUUUAAAUGAAUCCUGUGAUUUUUAUAAAAUAAAGGGGUUUUGACCAAAAUUUAGAAA